This is a messenger RNA of Dromiciops gliroides (monito del monte), 4344 nucleotides long. RefSeq names its product OX-2 membrane glycoprotein-like. Bases 234 to 968 code for a protein of 244 amino acids. Lineage: Eukaryota; Metazoa; Chordata; Mammalia; Microbiotheria; Microbiotheriidae. Gene Ontology annotation, molecular function: cell-cell adhesion mediator activity. The transcript has 6 exons. The record is from RefSeq and is a predicted model, not a curated record.
AUAGCACCUGCCUCACAUGGUUGUUGUGAAGGUUAAAUGAGAUAAUAUUUAUAAUGCUCUAUCAUGUUAAAGGUGCAUAGUAGGUGCUUGUUUCCUUCCUUGCUCUGAGGUAAGGAAUAGGAGAAUUUGAAAGGAAUUUGGAGAUCAGCCCGUUUAAAUUCUCACACAGUUUUGUUUUGUUUUGUUUUGUUUUUUGCAAUAUCCCCGACUGGUGGUCAUCUGCCUUCUCUUGAAUGCUAACAUCAGGAAAUGUGGUGACUGAGAAUGAGACAGUGAUGCUGGAGAGACCUGCUUCCUUAAAAUGUACUGUGCAGACUACUCAUGAGCCCUUGAUAGUCACUUGGCAAAAACUCAGAAAUGAAAGACCAGAAAACAUGGCUACUUUCAGCAAACAACAUGGAAUAGUGAUCCAAUCAACUUACAAGAGCAAGAUAGAAAUGAGUCAGCCAGGGCUCAGGGAAUCGACCAUCACCUUCUUGAGAACUGCAGUUGAGGAUGAGGGAUGCUAUUUAUGCAUCUUUAACAUCUUUGGUGUUGAAACGGCCUCAGGAAAAACCUGCCUCAUUCUUUAUGUACAGCCUACGGUAUUCCUGAACUACCAAUUCUCUGAAGGCCACCUGAAUGUCACCUGCUCUGCCACCGCACGGCCACCCCCUGUGAUCUCCUGGAAGGUCGGGGCAGAGGUGCAGAAUAGCACCGAGAAGACCCUUCAUCAAAAUGGUACCACAUCAGUCACCAGCAUCCUCUACAUCAAAGACUCUGAUAACCAGGUGGGGAAAAAGAUAUUCUGUAAUGUGAAGCACAUGGAGAAUAUGCUGGAAUACAGUGUGGAUCCCAACCAAAGAUGUGCAGCCUCUAAUUUUUCAGUGCCUAUAUUUGUGGGUAUCCUUGUGCCCGUAGUGAUCCUGCUGACUUUGAUUACUAUCUUACUCUACUGGAAAUAUCGGCGCCAGAGUAGAGGGAUAUGACUUUUCCCUUGAGGACUGCUUUAGAUAUAUCACAGAAAUUUAGUGUCAUAGAAAAUAAUAGCAAUAUCCCAAUGUGACUCAGAAGCAAAAGAAGAGUCCAAGACCAAAGAGAAUCUGAAAGAGGGAAAUAAAUGGAUCAAGAAUGUGGAAGACACAUAGGAACUUCUGUUAACAACUGAUUCUACUGCAUUCUGAUUUUUACAAGUAUGCCAUGUUCAUCUCCAGGCUACGUAGAACUUGUUUUUUGGAAGAACUAAGAAGAAGAUAGAUUAGCCUUGUGUUCAUACAGCACUGAUCUGGAAGUUAGAAGAGCUGGCUUCUUGUUCUAGUUCUGUCACUACCAUGCUAUGUGAUUUAGGGCAAGACCUUUCUGGAUCUUAAUUUCCAUUUCUGUAAAAUUCUUCACUUGAACUAGAGGAAUUAAAGUUUCUUUCCAUUUGUAAAACAUAUAUAUUAAAAAAAAAAGAGGAACAAGCAGAGUGAAACAAAAAGAAAAGUGGAUAGGAGAGCAUCAAGGACCAAAAGAGACAUGUUUUUGUUGUUGUUCCUCUUCAGUCAUUUCAAUCAUUUUGUCCAACUUCAUGACCCUAUUUUCUUGGCAAAGAUAUUGGAGUGGUUUGCCAUUUCCUUCUCCAUUUCAAUUUACAUAUUAGUAAACUGAGGCAAACAGGGUUAAAUGACUUGCCCAGGGUCACACAGCUAGUGUCUGAGGCAGAAUUUGAACUCAGGUCUUCAUGACUGCUUGCUUUUGAAUUAUUUGAGGCAGCCAGGUGUGAUAUAGUGGAUAGAGUUCUGGACCUAGAGUCAGGAAAACCUGAGUUUGAAUCCAGCUUCAGACUCUUAAUAGCAAGUCUCUCAACCUCAGUUUCAUCUAGAAAUUGAAGGGGUUAGAUUUGUCAGCCCCCAAGGCUCCUUCUAUCUCUAAAUCUAUGAUGCUGAUAUAGUUAGUCACUUUUGGCUUAUCAAGCUCAUAUUCUGAGAAUUUCCCAGAAGUUUUUUUGUAUAUUAUGACCUUGCCAGCCUGCUGUUUUGUAAAUAGAUUUUAAUAGCAUGCCCAGUUCCUUUAGUUCCCAAAUCAUGUACUAACUAGUGUGCUGUUUGUUGGCACUAGAAUAGGGUCUAAUUAAUUGAAAAAAGUAUUUUUCUCCUUACCUAAGUCAAUUCACAGUCUCAAAGAUGGAGCAGAAGAGAUAUUCUUCUGAAUUAGUAGAGGACAUUUGGCACUGGGAGUUUUCUAUAUCUAAUAAAAUCACAAGUCCAGUCCAAAAAAACCCAUAUUAAAUCUACUUGAAAACAACAGCAAACAAAAGCUUAGUUGCCAAUUUGCUCUACUUAUAAUUAGAAAAGUCUUUUUCUUUAAAGAAUGGACCUCCUAUUCACAAUAUCUAUUAUAACCAUUACAAAAUCAGCCUCAGUACUAUGAAACUGCAUCAAGAAAGUGCCAAGUUAGAUCUAACUUGGCACUUUUUCACAUAUAUAAAUAUACAUAUAUAUAUAUAUAUAUAAAAUAUCUAUAGAUAAUCUGGAUGUAUAAUGUUUAUUGCUAUCAUUUGUUUUUUAUAUAAUUUAUAUUCCCCAUUAUAUUCCACCAUCCCACCCCCCACCUAUUUUCAGAAAGUCUUUCCUUAUAGGAAAUACUUUUUGGAGAAGAAGAAGAAAGAAUCACCCCACCCAAAAAAAUUUUUUUUUGGUAAAACUAAUCAAAAUAAUGAAAAGUUUGAUGUUACAUGCAGUAAAACACACUUAUGAUCUCCAACUCCUAAAGUAAAACUGUGGGAGAUAUCUUGACAUAGGGGUCAUGCUUGGUUACUAUAAUUUCAGAGCAUUCAAUGUAUUCUCUAUAGGACCAUACUUCUAUCUCCAUGUAGUCAAACUUUCACUGGAAAGAGAUUUAUUAAGGAACUCAGAAUAUGUUAAAUUUUAUUUUCUGCUACACUAUUAACACUACAGAUGCUUUAUUAUAAAUGCAAAAUAUGAAUUCUGUAAUGAAUUAUUUAUUCUAUGACCUCAUGACUUAUUACUUUGCUUUCCACAUCAAUUGGUGAACAAAACCUUUGUUCAGUCUACGGUUGACUCAAUAUUUAUCUUUUGAUAUCUUUGUUCAAAUGUUAUUUAAUUUGUAAGAGAAGCAACAUGGGAGAGAACGGAUUCAGAUACACCUGGGCUCAAAUCUCACCUCUUAACUUUACUAGCUAUAAGACCUUGGACAAAUAACAAUCUCUUAUAGUAUAUGAAAUUACAAGAGCCAGAGUUCUGGGUAGGAAAAAUAGAUUUAUUAAUUAGGGCAACAAAAAAAUCAAUACAUUGAGGUUGCUAAUCUGUCACGGUAGUCAAAGAUUAAAAGAAAAUCUCUUGGCCACCUUAAAUCCAGUGUCUUCCUUCUGACAGAAAUCUCUCCUACCAAGCAAAAGGCAACUCUGAUUGUUUUUUGUUUUUUCUUUUUUCUUUUAAGGGGCAAUGAGGGUUAAGUGACUUUCCCAGGGUCACACAGUUAGCAAGUGUCAAGUGUAUGAGUCCAGAUUUGAACUAAGCUCCUCCUGAAUCCAGAGCCAGUUCUCUAUCCACUGUGCCAUCUAACUGCCCCCCUAAUCCGGAUUGUUGUUUAGUUCUUUCAUUCAUAGCCAACUCUUCAUGACCCCAUUUGGGGUUCUCUUGGCAAAGAUACUGUAGUAGUUUGCCAUUUCCUUCUCCAGUUCAUUUUACAGAUGAGGAAACUGAGGCAAAUGGUGUUAGGUGACUUGUCCAGGGUCACAUAGCUAAGUGUCUGAGGCUGGAUUUGAACUCAGGUUUUCCUCCCUCCAGGCUGGGCACUCUAUCCACCGCACCACCUACCUGCCACUCUGGUUAGUGAUCAUUCAAUGAGGAGGAGGGCUAAGAGGUCUCAAUUCCUUCUAUUUGAGGGGAAGAAUGAAAGCUGAGAAUGUGGACUAAUCUUGAGAUUCAGCAGCCUCAAGCAAUCUGAGCAAGGGAAUCCAUCUGGAUCAUGCUCUACCUGGUCAUUUCUUCUUUGAGCCUGGUCAUCCCAAACUUUUAAUGAGGGAAACAAAGACACAGGAGUCACUUUUGGUGACCUGGACUAGUUCCAGUUGCUUUCUGUUUAUAGAGUAAACAGAAAGCAACAGCAGGAAUGUUAGCAUAACAUUCAUUUUCUGGAAUGAGAGGUCUCUCUAAAACCUAGACCAAAAGGUAUGUAUGGGGGGAGGGAAGGAGAUAUUAUAAUUUAAUUUAAUAAUCAAAUGAUAAAAGUUAUUAAAAUUCAUUUUCUUUACUCUAAAGCCUCAAGUAAUUCUCUAAGACUAGGAAUCAUAGAUGAUCUGUGUCAAUGAAAUCCUAGAUCUGUGAUAUAUAAUUUAUAAUAAAAAUGUUGUAUGAUAUC